This is a messenger RNA of Anguilla anguilla (European eel), 3848 nucleotides long. Its product is annotated as phospholipase B1, membrane-associated-like. Lineage: Eukaryota; Metazoa; Chordata; Actinopteri; Anguilliformes; Anguillidae. Gene Ontology annotation, molecular function: glycerophospholipase activity. The record is from RefSeq and is a predicted model, not a curated record. The transcript is spliced from 43 exons. Gene Ontology annotation, biological process: phospholipid metabolic process. Bases 137 to 3559 code for a protein of 1140 amino acids.
ACAGGUGAACAGGACAGGACAGAAAGCUUGAGACAUACAGCAGCUUAGUACAGACAGACAGUAAAUUUAACAGGCAGACAGUGAAAGCAGUGGGCAGAGGAGCAUUCUACAGACUAGCCGCCUCACUAAGAAGAUCAUGGUCACCCCCAGACAUUUUAUACUCACCUUGUUCCUCAUGGCACUCCUGGGACUACAUCCAGCUUUCCCAGUGUCCUGUACCUUGCAGUCAGAUAGCUCUCUUCUCAAAGCACCAACCAAUGACCUACCAGCAUGGGAGACUCACCAGACAAACAAUUGGCGUGCCCUGCCAUGUGCCCAACCUAUGCCCUACUCACUCCCCCCUUCCUCAGUACACAGUUUGAGGCCCUCAGAUAUAGCCAGUGUGUCUGCAAUCGGUCUCCCGCAAUCACAAAGGAGUGCAGUGUCCAGAGUGAUGAAGCAAUUAUCUGAGCUGAUGUCCAUGGUCAACCCAAAUUUGAUUAGCAUGUUGCCUGAUCAGACCAACACACAGCAAAGGAGUCUUUUGGAGCAGGUUAAUGAGCUGGUCCUCUCUUUUGCCUCUCAAAAGGUCAAGCAUUCUGACAGAGGCUGGGGGCUGGUCCUGCUGUUCGUCCCUGUGGAUGACCUCUGCGUCUGCUCUGAACAGACUAACGCAGUGGUGGGGGCAGCUAUGCAGCAGUUGGAGGUGACUCUGCAGACACUGCACAGUCAGUUGCGUCGCACCGUGGUCAGUGUUGUUGUGUGGGGAGGACAGUCGGAGGUCAAACUAUCUCUUGCGGACAGCAGAGAGUGCCGGUGCCAGGACACACACAGUCCAGGUGAACUCAGGAUUAUGAGGGCCAUUGUCAGCCAAGUCUUGCAGGAGUCUCUAGGCCGCCACCUAGUGGAGAAACAAUGGUACAGUGACCGGGAUGACUUCACUGUGGUGCUGCAGGCCUCGCCCCUUGAUACAGACAACCCCUCCAUUCUUGAAAUGAGGACUGCCUUUCCCGGACUCAGCCCAAAACACAUAUCCAAACUGGCAUUACAGCUGUGGGAAAACCUGCUUCAGCCAAUAAGUGGUCAGAGUGACUUGGAGCAUGAUGACGUCAUCACCAACAUUCCUUGCCCAAACGAGGAUCGACCCUUCUUGCGGACAGAGAGAAACUCCCCAUCCGUGUUCCUCACGGAGGACCGUCCUGCACACAGUUACCUCUAUGACCCUAUCAUGGGUGGUGAGCUCAACUGUGAGGAUCGAAGCCCCUCCCCCUCCCCUCCUACCUCUGUUCAUGCUCUCCGUCCUGCUGAUAUUAAAGUGGUGGCAGCUUUAGGUGAUUCUCUGACGGCUGCCAAUGGAGUUGGAGCUGCUCCCAACAACUUGUUGGAUGUCCUUCGUCAGUACAGGGGUCUGUCCUGGAGCAUUGGUGGAGAUGAGAACCUCACUACUAUUACAACACUUCCCAACGUCUUAAGGUCGUUUAAUCCCUCUUUAACUGGGUUCUCAGAAGGGAUUGGAAAAGAGGGCACCCCUAAAGCUUUCCUCAAUCUGGCUGUGGCAGGGGCAAUCAGCGACGACAUGCCUGGCCAGGCACGCCUUUUGGUGGACAUGAUGAAGACUGACCCGCGCAUCAACUUUGAGUCUGACUGGAAGGUGAUCACCCUGUUCAUAGGGGGAAAUGACCUGUGCAGCCACUGCAAAAACACAGUGUUUUACUCCGCAGAAAAUUUUGUGUACCGAAUCCGUCAAGCUCUGGACAUCUUACAUAACGAGGUGCCCCGUGCCCUGGUGAAUCUGGUGGAACCACUGCACAUCGUUCCUUUACGGCGGCUGCACCAAGAACGCAGUCUGAUGUGCCCCACCUGGCUGGUAAAUGUUCUGUGUAACUGUGUCAUCCCUCCUAAAGAAGGCUCCAAGCAGCUCCAGACAUUGAACGACCUUAACCGAGCCUAUCAGCGGGGAUUGUGGGAACUUGUCGAAUCGGGUCGCUAUGACACACACUCCAACUUCACAGUGGUUCUGCAGCCGUUCUUCAGAAACGUGGUGAUCCCUUUGCUGGAGGACGGUCGCCCUGAUCGCUCGUACUUCACCCCAGACUGUUUCCACCUCAGUCAGAAAUCCCAUUCCCUGAUGGCCCGUGCCCUUUGGAACAACAUGCUGGAGCCCCUGGGUAAUAAGUCCUACACACAAGACUUCAACUCAGUCCCUCAAUCCCUCAAAUGCCCUUCUAAGACCUCCCCAUUCCUGCGGACCUAUGAAAACAGCAACUACACAUAUCAGGGCCCUGUUCCUACUCCUCCACCAAUCACGAACUGGGGCAGUGACUUCUCCUGUGAGAACAAUGCCCCAUCCAAUCCUGCUCCCACCUCAGUUCACAGUUUACGACCGGCGGAUGUCAAAGUCGUGGCGGCUUUGGGAGACUCUACAACUGCAGGGGUGGGUGCAAAGGCGAAGAACAUCUUGCAGCUGAGCAAAGAGUACAGAGGAGUGUCGUGGAGCAUUGGAGGGGAAGGUGCCCUGGAGAAUGUCACAACUCUUCCCAACAUACUGAAGAAGUUCAACCCCUCUCUGCAUGGCUCCUCUGCUGGGCAGGGGUCAUGGCAGAAAGGCUACAAUAUGGCCACGCCCGGAGCCAAAGCCUCUGAAAUCCCAACCCAGAUUGAAAAUCUGAUUAAGGCAAUGAAGAAAGACAUGAAGGUAGAUUUUAAAAUGGACUGGAAGGUGGUGACUUUAUUCGUCGGGGUCACCGAUCUGUGUGAUUUCUGUGUUGAUCAGGACAACCUGUCCCCUAAGAACUACAGUCAUCACCUGAUGCAGAGUUUGGACCUGCUGUACAAGGAGGUGCCACGGGUGUUGGUUAACGUCCUGGAGGUGCUGCAGAUUGAGGGAGUGAGAAGAGUCAAGGAAGAUACGCUGGGCUGCUCCGUGCUCCAGGGGUAUAUGUGUCCAUGCAUCCUGUUGCCAGAGGAGAACUCCCCUGAGUUGACCGAGAUGAAGAGGGUCAACCGGGAGUACCAGACAGAAACAGAGUAUCUGGUCUCUACGGGGCGCUAUGACAAGCGUGAAGACUUCACUGUGGUCAUCCAGCCCUUCUUCCAAAAUCCCAUCAUCCCUUUAACAGAGGACGGGAGGCCUGACCAGAGCUAUUUCUCUGCGGACUGCUUCCACUUCAGCGAGAGAGCGCAUUCAGAGAUGGCCAUCGCUCUCUGGAACAACAUGCUGCAGCCGGUGGGCCAGAAGCAGGCAUACAACAACUUUACCCUUGACCGCAACAAGAUCCAAUGUCCAACUGAGGACAAACCCUUCAUCUUCACCAGGAUCAACAGCCUUCACAGCGUCCCCACCGCUGCCCCUACCUCUCUGGCCCCUCCCCCGAGCACAACGGCUGCCCCCGUCGCCACGACUACAGCCCACACGCCGCUCUGCUCCGAGUCCAUGCCGACGUGGGUAGCGCCGGUGCUCGGGGUGGCCGGCUUACUGAUUGGCUGGGGUGUCACAUGGCUCCUCUUCUCCUGCAGAGAACGAAGACAUAGGAAGAAAGCGGAGGAGAAUAUAGCCGAGAUGAAAGGAACUGAAUUCUAACAGGGAUGGUAGAAAGAUGACUGGUCUGAACAUGCAUACUGAUCACAGUGCGUACGUGUGCCAGUGAUGGACUUAUGCCACUGUGAGUCCAAACGUACAACCAAGACUGAGACAAACAGGGCAGGGACAAAGCGAAGACAAAGACUGAUACAGUAUAUUGACUGUGACCUGGCUUUAAAGAAUUGAUCUCGUCAUUAAGGUUCUGCCAAUACACGCCCUGUUUUGAGAACUGUUUAGUUUAAAUUGGAUUUAAUGCUGUAUGUUACAAUAAAUACAUUGAAAUCGUUAA